AUGGAAAAGAACAUCUGCUAUCGGCAACGAAGGAGAAAAGAAGUCGUCUACGACGACUGCGUACACUGUCUUCGCAGCUCCGACUUAAGAGGAAUGUCCCGUCUUCGCGACCCAGCAGAAUAUGUAUCGAAAGCUAAACAUAGAUGGGGCGGUCACAUCAUGAGAAGAAUCGACGAUAGAUGGACGAAAAGAACGCUAGAGUGGAUCCCAAGAGAUGCUAAACGCGCUUGA
Molecule: messenger RNA, 231 nt
Organism: Necator americanus (New World hookworm)
Lineage: Eukaryota; Metazoa; Nematoda; Chromadorea; Rhabditida; Ancylostomatidae
Exons: 1
Coding region: 1-231 (76 amino acids)
Source: RefSeq, a predicted model, not a curated record